Oppia nitens is the source of this 2256-nucleotide messenger RNA. RefSeq names its product glucose dehydrogenase [FAD, quinone]-like. NCBI's taxonomy places the organism in Eukaryota, Metazoa, Arthropoda, Arachnida, Sarcoptiformes, Oppiidae. Gene Ontology annotation, molecular function: flavin adenine dinucleotide binding; oxidoreductase activity, acting on CH-OH group of donors. The record is from RefSeq and is a predicted model, not a curated record. The transcript is spliced from 5 exons. Bases 270 to 2165 code for a protein of 631 amino acids.
UAUAUCUUUGUGCUAAUAUUAAAUGUUAUACUUUUAUAUUUACUCAGUAUCAUUUUUAAUUUAAAUUAUGUGUCAGAAUAACCAUAAAACUUUUAUAUACUAAUGUGUAGAUAAAUAUAUAAAAUAAAUAUAGUAGUUGUUUGUUUGCUUAAAUAUCAGUUUGCAUAAAUGUUCAAAUAUUAAAGUGAGAGUAUUUUAAUGACACCUGUUUUUAUUUUAUUUUUUUUAUUAUAAAUCAAUUAUAUUUUAAUUGUGCCGCCAUUAAGACAAUGGUCACUAAUAUAGUGCCCGCACUGUUACCAGCAUUAGUACCGUUGGCCACACUUUUAUGGAUACGAGCGGCCGAUCAUUCAAUAUCUAUAUCUCGUAAUAACUGGGAUCAAGAAUAUGAUUAUAUAAUUGUUGGUGCUGGAUCUGCUGGCGCUGUAAUGGCUAAUCGAUUAUCUGAAGACCCGGCAAUAAAAGUGUUACUUUUAGAGGCCGGAGGGUCUGAAAAUGUAUUUAGCGAUAUACCGAUAGCAGCGGCUACUCUACAGAUGACACCAAUAGACUGGGCCUAUCAAACGGAACCUCAAGAAGCCUCCUGUUUUGGACUCAUUAAUCGCCGAAGUCGUUGGCCUCGGGGUCGAGUACUCGGCGGCUCAUCGGUCCUUAACUAUAUGCUAUAUAUUAGAGGCAAUAGUCGUGAUUAUGAUGGUUGGGUCCGAGAUUACGGUGCGUACGGGUGGUCGUGGGAGGAGGUGUUGCCAUAUUUUAUAAAGUCAGAGGAUAACCGCGACCCGGGUAUCGCAUACAAUGGGUACCAUGGUACAGGUGGAUACCUAACAGUAUCGAGUCCUCCAGAUGCCAGUCCAAUAGCCACAGCAUUUCCCGAAGCGGGUAAACAGUUGGGAUAUCCCAAUAUAGACUUAAAUGGUCCGACAAACACGGGGUUUGCCAUACCUCAGGGCACCAUUAGAAGAGGCGCCCGGUGUUCAACUUCUAAGGCUUUCCUACAAAGUGCUAGACAUCGACCAAACCUACAUGUCGUUACAUUUGCAUACGUGACUAAAAUAUUAUUCAAUGAGUUUAAGAGAGCACAGGCCAUCCAAUUUGAUCGCUUCUCACUCACUCAUAUAGUUUAUGCCCGAAAAGAGAUAAUACUAUCGGCCGGAUCUAUAAAUUCGGCUCAACUCUUAAUGUUGUCCGGGAUCGGACCUAAAGAUCACUUAACAGAGAACGGAAUUCCCGUAUUGGCUGAUCUUCCGGUUGGUCUCAAUCUUCAGGACCACAUAUAUCCCGGAGGCGUACACUUCACGUGUGACGGAAAAUAUUCACUAAUUCAACGAAGAAUUGUAUCACUUCCUAAUGUUAUCUCAUAUUUCUCUGCCGGAAGAGGUCCAAUGACAGCACUGGGAGGCGUUGAGGGAUUGGGUUUCAUAAAAACUAAAUAUGUUAAUCAAUCUGACGACUACCCGGACUUUGAGAUUCAUAUGCUGAACGGCGGUCCGACAUCUGACGACGGACAGACAUUUCGUCGGGUUCAGGGGUUUACCCGUGAAAUGUGGGAGAAGGUGUAUGUGCCAUAUCUACCUUAUGAUACAUUCAGUAUGUAUCCGGUGCUGUUGCGACCAAAAAGUAUUGGUUACAUCAAACUUCGCUCAUCUAAUCCAUACGAUCCACCAAUUAUUGACCCAAAAUAUUUGACACAUCCGGAUGACAUCCUUUCUAUGGUCGACGCCAUGAAGAUAUCAAUAGCUGUUGGUCUGACCCCCGCCUAUCAGAAUAUAGGCGCCCGUCUGUUUGAAACGGUUUUUCCCGGCUGUGAAAUAUAUAAGAUGUGGAGUGACGAGUACUUGGCUUGUGUUGCCCGAACCUAUACGGCAACUAUCUAUCAUCCGGUGGGUACCGCAAAAAUGGGCCCACCCUGGGAUCCCACAUCAGUUGUUGACCCUGAGCUUAAAGUACUCGGAGGUAUUAAAGGUUUACGAGUCGUUGACGGCUCUAUAAUGCCAAAGAUUGUGUCCGGCAAUACUAAUGCACCCAUUAUUAUGAUCGCCGAAAAGGCGGCCGAUAUAAUAAAAGGCGUACAUUUGCCACCAUAUAAGCCAACACCCGUACCACACGACCCCUCAAGCGACAGCUUUUUUGAUAGUUUUAAUAUUUUAGGAAAGAAAAAGAGAUAAUUGAAAUCAUGAUUUUAGCAAUAAUUUUAUAAAUAGUUUUAAUAUGGAUUUUAAAGAAAUUCAUAAUUUCUAAAAAAUAUUCAAUUUUAUA